Messenger RNA from Hibiscus syriacus, 530 nucleotides. Its product is annotated as protein Asterix. Bases 45 to 365 code for a protein of 106 amino acids. Gene Ontology annotation, molecular function: protein folding chaperone. The transcript is spliced from 3 exons. Gene Ontology annotation, cellular component: endoplasmic reticulum membrane. Lineage: Eukaryota; Viridiplantae; Streptophyta; Magnoliopsida; Malvales; Malvaceae. Gene Ontology annotation, biological process: protein insertion into ER membrane. The record is from RefSeq and is a predicted model, not a curated record.
AAGGGAGAAGAGAGUGCUGGGAGAUAGAGAGAUCGAUAUCAGAUAUGUCUCACAAUAACAAUUCAAUGUCGGCAAACGACCCCAGACAACCGUCGGCGGCAAAGCCUUACGUGGCGCAGCCGGUUGCUGCACAAGAUCUCCCCGUCGAUUAUUCCGGUUUUAUCGCCGUGGUCUUCGGCAUCGCAGGCGUUAUGUUCAGGUAUAAGCUGAGCUCGUGGCUAGCGAUCAUAUUCUGCGCCCAAUCACUGGCGAACAUGAAGAACGUCGAGAACGAUCUAAAGCAGAUCUCUAUGGCUAUGAUGUUUGCUAUCAUGGGAUUAGUUACAAACUAUUUCGGACCAGCUCGACCAGGAACACAGAGUUAAAGAUAAACCAUGUAGUUAAGUUUGCGAAUUUCUUUUUUCUCGUUCAUAUCAGAUCAUGAUGUUGAGAUAAGUGGUGAUCUUGUUAAAGUUCAAUUGUGUUGGAUAAUUAUUCUAGAUGACUAUGACAAACUAGUUUAUAUUUAUGGUACUGAUAAUUUUGUUAUA